Actinia tenebrosa (Australian red waratah sea anemone) is the source of this 1358-nucleotide messenger RNA. RefSeq names its product serine/threonine-protein kinase TAO1-like. Gene Ontology annotation, molecular function: protein serine/threonine kinase activity; ATP binding. Gene Ontology annotation, cellular component: cytoplasm. Lineage: Eukaryota; Metazoa; Cnidaria; Anthozoa; Actiniaria; Actiniidae. The record is from RefSeq and is a predicted model, not a curated record. Gene Ontology annotation, biological process: protein phosphorylation.
GUAUAUUAUCUUGCAUGUAGCCCACAUUCUUAGUGCCAAGAUCUGCUUGCCAUGUUAACUUUGAUGGUGUGAUCAUGGAGCCAGAUGACACCCACCUCUGUGUCAUCCCGUCUUCUUUUCUUCACUUCCGGACUCCUUCUGCUCAGACCUCUGCACUGGARGUAGAAAACAAGGGAGCCAGUGUCAAGAGCUCUGUCAGUAGUCGAAGUAGUAAUGAAAGUUUACAGGAUACUGAGACAGAAGACGACAAGUCCAUUAUUCACCGCCAUGUUGCCAUUGAGCGACAAACUGCUGAAAGGGAUGACAGGUUUGCUACUAUUCGACCAAAGAAUGUUAUUGCUCGUCAACAGCAAGAACACAGACCUGGUGCUGACCGUAUGCAUGAUCAACUGAUGGUCUAUAAGAGAAUGAGGCAAAGCCAUCAACGUCAACUUGAAAUCCUGGAGAAUAAACUGAGAACAGAAAUGAAUGAUCAUCGGCGACAGUUGGACAAAGAGUACGAACAGAUGGUUCAUCAGUUUGAAAAAGACUUAGAUAAACUUCGAUCGCGGCAUAAAGUUGAACUAGAUCAAAAGUGCAAGCAGAUGCAAUCAGAAGAGAAGAAACUUCAGAAGCAAAUCCGUGAUCAACAGGAUAACGAAAUAAAAAUAUUUUGCAGUAAACAAAAAGCUGAGUACAAGGCUGCCAAGUCUUCGUUCAAAAAGAACAACCCAGCUUUGUAUCAAGAAAGAAAGGAUACUUUCCAAGCAACCCAAAAUAAAAUCCUACAACAGAAACGAUUAGCACAGAGAGAGUAUUUACGCAAUGAAAGAAGAAGAUUUCUACGACAGCAGAUGAAUCAACGGCAUAUACUAGAGAAUGAUCUUAUUUCUGAGGAAAUGAAUAAACUUGAGGCGCAGAAAGAACAAUCCCACAAGAUGUUAAUCCGCCAUCACGAAAGUACCCAGGAGCUUGAAUUCAAGCACCUCUCGRCCCUCCAUAAACUACGACGAGAACAACAGCAAUAUCAACACACCACUGAAUGGAACAAUCAAAUGGAAUACAACAAACAAGCCGAGUUAGAUUUACGAAAGAAACAUUUAUUUGAACUCAAACAACAGCCCAAGACGCUUAAGCAAAAAGAAAAUGAAAUCAAAAAACAAUAUCGUGACGCAAUCCGAACCCAAACGUCACAAUACAAAUUUCUACAAAAACAAACUCUCGAGAAAGCACCACGUGACCAACACAAGGACAUUAUCAAACAGUACCGCGAAGACCGAAUGAGAAAAAUGGCUGAUUUGGCGGUUCAGUAUGAUCAGAGUAUCGCAGAAAUGUUGCAAAGACAAACGGUAAGAUUCCAGUUUCUGGUGGACGACUAG